UACACUUUCAGGAAAAAAAGGUACAAAAGCUGUCACUGGGGCGGUACCCUUUUAAAAGGUAUACCUUUGUACCUAAAGAGUGCAUAUUAGUACUUCAAAGGUACAUAGUAGUACCAAAAGUGUACCUAAAUGGUACAUAUUAGAACCUUUUUAAAGGAUACCAUUCCAUCUUUUGUACCUUUUUUUCUGAAAGUGUAUGUUCAUAGGCAGAUAAAUUAACUAGGAAAAUACAAAGUCAGUUUGGCUUGAGAAAGACGUAUAUUUCUUGUGUUUUCCGUCGCACAUUUACAGUCUAUAAACAUACGUGAGGAAUCGAACCCCUAUACAGUUGUUUUGUGUGUUAUACUAUUGACGCUCACAAGUUUACUACCCUUUCACUGUGUGACAACAACAUGAACAUGAUGAAAGGUCAUCAAGGGCUCAAUAUAUACCUGCAGACGGAGCUAUAUAUAGCUGUAUAAACACUCUCUUCACUAAAGAUAAGAGCACCAUUCAGUGAACCAAGGUCAAAAAAUAGAGGCAUAUCUCUAAAAUUAAUGAUAAAAAAGCAACCAUGAGAGAGCAAUUCAGGAUAUCGGAAAAUUAAAUUAUAAUUGAUAAGACUGCUGACUUGGUAUCAGGAAUGUGUAAUCACACUUUAUAUUAGGUGGCCUUAACUAAUAUUAACUUAGCAAUAUUAGUGCGAUUUAAACUCUAACCCCUUAUAAUCCUAACCCUAAAACUACCUAACCAUAUACCUCAAAAUACCUCACUCAAUAGCAGUAAGUGUGGGAAUUUUCCAGAACAGAAUGUAGUUACACAGUAAAUCCAUAAUCUUGUAGGUAUUUAAUAUUAGUUCAUAAGACCAUCUAAUGUAAAGUGUGACCAAAUGAGUCUCCCACAGCAGGCUAACAAAUGUAAUUUUAAUACUGAUAUGCAUCAUGUCCCUUUUUAACUUUUUUAACAUGAUAUACAUCGUGUCCCUUUUUAACUUUAGGGUUUUUUUAAUCAAUGUGUCGAUCUCAAUCUGCUUAUUAUCUAUCCCUCAUAUAGGGGUUUGAUUUAGGAGGUUAUUUUUCUGUCUUUUUUUUUCUCUGACUAUUUUUCCUCAUACUGUCCUCUGAACUUCUUCCCCUCUCCUGAUUCUUUCUCCCCACCACAUCAGUAAAAUCCAUUUUGCAAAUGAUUCUUCACAGCCACAGGGACGGGAAUGAAGGUGCUAUUUUUAGCACUGACCAAGGGAGGAGAGAGAGUGAGGCGCACGGGAGAGGGCGAGCAAGCAAACAGGCAAGAGAGAAGGAGGGAGGGAGGGAGACAGGGGAGAAAAUCAUUAUUUUUUGUGUGCAACAGCAGUUGGAGGCUCUGAGCUGAAGCAGGGAGCGAAGGCAGCAACAGGGAAGAGGAGACGAGACGAGAGGAGUGGAGGAAGAAGAGAUCCACAGCAACGCCAGGCAGCCGAGAGACCCCUCUCAGUCAUGCGUCCCAGGUCCAGAUUACUGGCUAAACGGGGCCUCCCCACCAUCAGGGAGGGCUAUGAAGAGCUGGUGCAGGACCUGAACCAGACCAACAGCCAGCACACCACCACACAGGACUACUUCCUCUCCAUCUGCCAUCUGGCCCGGCCUACCUUCCCUCUGCAUGAGCCCGACUGUGACAUCCUCUCCAUCAGCCCUUUGGAUUCCCCAAAGCCCUGCCUACGACUGCACCGCCUGCGCCAGCAUCUGCAGCCUCCGCAGCCCCACACCUCCACAAGCAAUGACCAGACAGUUGAACAAGCCCAUAAAGAGAAAGAGACCACCAGAUCUGCUCCAUCAGAACCCCUGCAGGCCCAAGCCGCCCCAGAGGAGGACAACGGAUGUAGAGGUGACGUCCCCAGCCCUGCAGAUCCGCUGGAGUACCUCUACAGCCACAGAGGUGCUCUAGCUCUCCCCACCAGAAGGGGGAGCAUUCCUCCACGCCGGCCACGCAGCGACACCUUCCCACGCUGUUCCUCGGCACCUGACGCCCAGCGCAAGAGCAGCUGCCCAGAGCUUUGCCUGGCUGAGACAGUCACUGCAGCGACAGUCCUACAGCGGUCGCCGCUAAGCAGGAAGAAGCUGGACGACGGUGGCCUGGCUGCGCGCAGUGGCAUUUCCAACAAGCUCGACUGCGCCCCUGCUGGUUGGAGGGGAAAGAGCAGUCGCUGCAUGGACAAACAGACCAUAGUGUCCCACUGGAUCGCAGAAUGCCGCAGCGCUUGGAAGGAAGCCCGCAUUCGUGCGUGCAUGCUGCCCGCCAUUGCCGAGAAGUAAUCUGCUUGUGCGAAAAUCUCUUUCCAGUGAGGCUAAACAUCACGUAGAGUAACGUGGGUUAUUUUGGAAUUAUGACUUUGCACUUCAGGUUUAUAUGCAUAUACAUUUUUGGUGUAUUUUAAACCCGUAACCCUAUAGAUGGUGCCAUGUCGAUACCACACCAUAGUGUAGAGUUACCAUGAAUGUCAAUGAUAAGACUGAGUCAGUCCAGUAAUGUCCAGUCGUGAUCAAUAAAUGCAUUGAUUGUUGGAUGCCUUUAAAAUUGUUUAGUGACAUUUAAAGACUUAAAAUGUAUCAUCCCAACUGCAGUUCUAAUAUAAGCAACACAGUGUAGUUUAAAGGAUAAAAGGUACAGCAAUGCAUAAUAUUCACAGAUAAGAAUCUCAUUGUGUCCACAACAUUAUUUGGCUGGGACUUUUUUGAACACCCGGGUUUUAGCAAAUUUCCAUAUUAGGCAGCUACUGUGAUGCAGAAUGAAUAUGCCAUGCUUCCUUGAAAAAUUAUUGAACAUUUGAUGGCGUAUCUAAAAUUUUUGGGAAACAGGUUCAGCAAAAGAUCUGACUUGGAUUAGGGCACCUUUCUCAGAGGUAUUAUGUCCAACUAUUAUUUCUAUACAAUGUCUCAAACGCUUCUUAGUUCACUUUAAUAUAUUGGUAUUUACACAACAAGCUAUGAUAAUUCCAUCUUCUUACAACAAAGGCAAAAUUACAUAAGAUCAUGUUGAAAACAGCCAUUAUGUUUGUUUUCAGGCCCUUGUUUUGCAACUUUGUAACUGGAUAGUCUGGUUAAAGGAUAAAUGAUUAAAUGUCCUAGACAAAGAAUCACUUUUGUUCAACAACAAACCAUAAAAUAAAAAAAAGUCUGACCACAUCAUUUUGAUAUUCAGAUGUAUGGCAAAAGGCCAACGUAGAACUGCACUAUUAUCCUGUUAGACUGUUUGUACACAUCCAGAAAAUCUUGUUUUCUCUGCAUUAAUUUGGUGUUUCAGUAUUUUGAGAUUGUCUUACUGUUAAAAGAUUAAUUAGUACGGUUGCAUGUGAAUUUGUACAUUAUUUUGUAUUCAUGCAUAAGAAAUUUCUUUAAAUUAUUAUUAUGGAUGUGAUGAUUUGAGAGAAACUGUAUAUUACACUAUAUGAGAAAAGAAAAUCUGUUGUUUGUAAAUUUUCAGCAACCUUUUACUUUUUUUCCCACUUUUUUAAAUUAAUAAAAUGUCUGUGUUUUA
Ctenopharyngodon idella (grass carp) is the source of this 3492-nucleotide messenger RNA. RefSeq lists its product as uncharacterized. The transcript is spliced from 2 exons. The record is from RefSeq and is a predicted model, not a curated record. Gene Ontology annotation, biological process: regulation of autophagy. NCBI's taxonomy places the organism in Eukaryota, Metazoa, Chordata, Actinopteri, Cypriniformes, Xenocyprididae. The coding region runs from base 1455 to 2270 and encodes 271 amino acids. Gene Ontology annotation, cellular component: mitochondrion.